Molecule: messenger RNA, 678 nt
Organism: Closterium sp. NIES-65
Lineage: Eukaryota; Viridiplantae; Streptophyta; Zygnematophyceae; Desmidiales; Closteriaceae
Source: the annotation of a GenBank genome assembly
AUGUCCGCGCAUCAGGCUCCCCCCGGCCGCGACUUUGCGUACCCCGCCGUCGGCGCAUACGACCGCCGCGCAGCCCCUUCCGGCAGCGGGCCCGCCGCCAUGUACCCGCGCGUGGCGCACCCCGUGCCGUCCGCGGCCCCAUUCUCCGGCGGGGGCGGCACGUCCCUCCACAUGCCGGUCGUGACGGCCGUCGGCGCAGGCGCGCCUACCGGGGGCUUGGGCGGGAUGGGCGGAAUGGGCGGACACGGCACAGGUGGCGGAGCGCCAGCGCUUGCUGCAGGCCCGGCGCCCAUCGCCAUGGCUAUCAAGACAGAGCUGCGGGUCGCACAGCCUCCCCCACUAGCGCCCGUACAACCAGUGGCAGUGAGCGCAGCGGCGUUUGACUUCGACGUGGAGAAGCAGCUGCUGUCUGAGGCGUCGGCACUGCGCCAGCGCACCAGCGUGGCUGUGAAGCGCGAGGUGGACCCACGGGCCAGCAAGUACAUACAAAUGGGCAUGAACAGAGAGGCAGUCAUCAUGGCACUCACCAUGCACGGCGACUCUCACUCACAGGUGGUGGAUUUCUGCAAUGCAUACACGUUGCUAAGAGAGAUGGGUUUUGACCCGGUGGCCGUGGCGGGCUGUCUGGCCCUCUGUGGCAACGACCGCGACCGGGCGCUGCAGCUGCUAGUCGCCUGA